UCGAAGGCAAUAACACAUGGUUUGCCUCUUUAGAUUAUUCUCAAAUCAACCACUUCCCUAAUCAGUUAUGUUCUAAUGGGGCUUUCUUGGGUUCUCAUAUUUCCAAACACCUCCCUUUGGCUUGGCUCAUCUUCCUCUUUAUAUAGCUGAACCAACCAUAUUCUCCAUGAGAUCAUAUAAUGGCUACCCUAAACAAGCAAAUAAAAGGAUUCAAAUCCUUCUACAAGUCCCGUGAUGGAGCUCGCGAUACAGCGGCAUUCGAUCCUGCUCCGUUGGACAGAGUACCUGUUUAUAAGUAUAACUGGCUGGGUAGGAAAUCUAAGAAAGCAACUGAUCAGCAUGGCGGUCGGAGAGGAAUGGAGGGAGGAGGCGGUGGCGGGGACGGUGGCGAGGGAAUGGGGGGGAGAAAGCUGCUGGUUGUUGAGGGUAGGAAGUCAGUUUCCCAUGUGGAAACAAACUUGGCAUCAGUGGCUGCAUUUCUUCAAGUGAAGGUAUUGGUAUCAGACAUGCCUGAAAUGAUGCAGCUUCAAGCUUUUAGGUCUGCAAGGAGAAGUUAUGACAGCUUGGAGAAGUUCAGCUCAAAACACAUGGCUCACAGUAUUAAAAAGGAGUUUGAUAAAGUUCAUGGGCCGGCCUGGCAUUGUAUUGUGGGCUCAAGUUUUGGGUCAUUUGUGACCCACUCAACAGGUUGCUUCCUUUAUUUUUCAAUGGAGAAACUAUAUAUUUUGUUGUUUAGAACGAAGAUUCAGAAAGCUACUGAAUGAGUUCACAGAAUGAACCUAUGUAAAGAUCAAUAUACAGAAGUUAUUUUGUUCUUGUUGUUGCUCUUCUUCCCUGCCCCCACCCCUAUUUCUAUAAUUUUAUUUAUCCAGAAAUUUGUACAUGAUGCACAAAUUUCUCCUCUAUUUAUUGUAAUUCAAAAUAAAAGUUGGGAAA
Momordica charantia (bitter melon) is the source of this 936-nucleotide messenger RNA. RefSeq lists its product as uncharacterized. Lineage: Eukaryota; Viridiplantae; Streptophyta; Magnoliopsida; Cucurbitales; Cucurbitaceae. Gene Ontology annotation, biological process: microtubule-based process. The record is from RefSeq and is a predicted model, not a curated record. Gene Ontology annotation, cellular component: cytoplasmic dynein complex. Gene Ontology annotation, molecular function: dynein intermediate chain binding.